Engraulis encrasicolus (European anchovy) is the source of this 6808-nucleotide messenger RNA. Its product is annotated as zinc finger CCCH domain-containing protein 13-like. The transcript has 6 exons. The record is from RefSeq and is a predicted model, not a curated record. Lineage: Eukaryota; Metazoa; Chordata; Actinopteri; Clupeiformes; Engraulidae. The coding region runs from base 386 to 6808 and encodes 2140 amino acids.
GUGUGUGUGUGUGUGUUUGUGUGCGUGCGCGCGUGCGUGCACUUUCUCACAUGAACCGGCCCGGAACAUUUGGUGCCGCAGCCUACGGCAGCCUCCAGUGUGUGUGUGUGUGUGUGUGUUUUGAAAGCGCGUUGAGGCAACUAACGUUGUCAUACUGCGCGAUGUAGCCUAUCAGAGGUGUGUUCCAUGGAACGCAAACAUCCCUUGCGCGAAGAUGUCAUGCUUUGAAUGAUGUCACAAUGGAACUAAGAGGGCCUUCUCUGGAGGGCAUUCUUUACCAAAACUCAUAUCAAAUUUGGAUGGACUGGAUAGCCUCGUGUGCGGAAACUUGUCUCCAGUGCUAAAAUAGAAAGAAGCCGUUCAAGUCCAACUGGCGUAAGCCAGUAUGGCAGAACAGGGCUUAUCAUGGGAAGAAAUCCUGGACCUCAAAAUGAUGCGGGAAAAAGUUUGGCUUAACGAAAGAAUAAAGGAGAUGCAGGCCUUCAUUUGUAAAGAGGUGGAAUACAAGGUUAUGAAUGCCCAUGAGUCAUGGGAAGCCAAUGAGAAGAAACACAAAAAUCAUGACGAUGAGAGAGUUGUAAGAACUUGUCAAGACUAUGCAGAAAACAUGAUGGAAAAGUGUAUCAAUGAGAAAGUAAAAUGGGAGGAGAAGAGGAUACAGGACAAAGAGAGACAUCUCGAGGAUGAGUGGAAAAAGAUGGAAGCAGAGAGAAGCAAAGUGGAAGAAAUGAAGGUAAAUGAUAGAAUCGAACUGGAGGUCCUCAGAAAGAGACUGAAGGAGGGAGUGGAAAAGCUGAGAGAGAGUGAGACAAUGGAAAAGCAGCGAAAGAAGGUCCUUGGUGAAGAGAGAGACAAUGUUGAGAAAGACAGGAUAAAACUGAGGCAGGAGAGGAGGGAAGUAGCAGAACUGAAGGCUGAACUAGACCAACGGAGGCUGGAGCUGGAAGGCGUCAGACUGCAAGGAGAAGAGGAGAAGAGAAGGUUGAAUGAAGACAGAGAGAGAAUGAGGAAAGAACAAGAGCAACAUCUGAAGGAGUUGGUGAUUCAGAGGGAGAAACUCGAACAGAGUGAGGUAGCACUCAAGGAGAAGGCAGCACAGAAGAAAGAGAAGUUUCUCCUAAAAAAGCAGGAAUUAGAGAGUGAGCGUCAAACAAUUGAAAAUGAGAAAAAGAAGAUGGCUGAAGAACUAAAAGCGGUGCAGGAAAAAGUGUACGUCCUGAAAUCACAACAACUGGAGGAGGAAGGACGGAGUGAGGUGCUGCGAACUCAGGAGGCCAUUAACAGAGCAAAUGUGGAGCAAGAAUGGAGGAUGUUUGAGAUUGAGAAAAGGAGACAGGAAGACCAGCUGCAAGAUGAGUGGAAAAAGAUGGAAGCAGAGAGAAGCAAAGUGGAAGAAAUGAAGGUAAUUGAUAGAAUCGACCUGGAGGUCCUCAGAAAGAGACUGAAGGAGGGAGAGGAAAAGCUGAGAGAGAGUGAGACAAUGGAAAAGCAGCGAAUGAAGGUCCUUGGUGAAGAGAGAGACAAUGUUGAGAAAGAUAGGAUAAAACUGAGGCAGGAGAGGAGGGAAGUAGUAGAACUGAAGGCUGAACUAGACCAACGGAGGCUGGAGCUGGAAGGCGUCAGACUGCAAGGAGAAGAGGAGAAGAGAAGGUUGAAUGAAGACAGAGAGAGAAUGAGGAAAGAACAAGAGCAACAUCUGAAGGAGUUGGUGAUUCAGAGGGAGAAACUCGAACAGAGUGAGGUAGCACUCAAGGAGAAGGCAGCACAGAAGAAAGAGAAGUUUCUCCUAAAAAAGCAGGAAUUAGAGAGUGAGCGUCAAACAAUUGAAAAUGAGAAAAAGAAGAUGGCUGAAGAACUAAAAGCGGUGCAGGAAAAAGUGUACGUCCUGAAAUCACAACAACUGGAGGAGGAAGGACGGAGUGAGGUGCUGCGAACUCAGGAGGCCAUUAACAGAGCAAAUGUGGAGCAAGAAUGGAGGAUGUUUGAGAUUGAGAAAAGGAGACAGGAAGACCAGCUACAAGAUGAGUGGAAAAAGAUGGAAGCAGAGAGAAGCAAAGUGGAAGAAAUGAAGGUAAUUGAUAGAAUUGACCUGGAGGUCCUUAGAAAGAGACUGAAGGAGGGAGAGGAAAAGCUGAGAGAGAGUGAGACAAUGGAAAAGCAGCGAAAGAAGGUCCUUGAUGAAGACAGAGACAAUGUUGAGAAAGACAGGAUAAAACUGAGGCAGGAGAGGAGGGAAGUAGCAGAACUGAAGGCUGAACUAGACCAACGGAGGCUGGAGCUGGAAGGUGUCAGACUGCAAGGAGAAGAGGAGAAGAGAAGGUUGAAUGAAGACAGAGAGAGAAUGAGGAAAGAACAAGAGCAACAUCUGAAGGAGUUGGUGAUUCAGAGGGAGAAACUCGAACAGAGUGAGGUAGCACUCAAGGAGAAGGCAGCACAGAAGAAAGCGAAGUUUCUCCUAAAAAAGCAGGAAUUAGAGAGUGAGCGUCAAACAAUUGAAAAUGAGAAAAAGAAGAUGGCUGAAGAACUAAAAGCCGUGCAGGAAAAAGUGUACGUCCUGAAAUCACAACUACUGGAGGAGGAAGGACGGAGUGAGGUGCUGCGAACUCAGGAGGCCAUUAGCAGAGCAAAUGUGGAGCAAGAAUGGAGGAUGUUUGAGAUAGAGAAAAGGAGACAUGAAGACCAGCUGGAGAUGGAGAGGAAAAACAUAGAAACCCAACGACUUCAACUGCAGCAGGAGAAGAGAAGUAUGAAAGAGGAGGCCACUAUGAACAAAAAGAAGAUGGAGAUAGAGAAAAGGAGGAGUGAAGAUGAGAUGGAGGCCCAACAACUGCAACUGCAGGAGGAGGAGAGGCAGAUACAAGAGAAGGCUGCUUUGAUGAAAGCGAAGAUGGCUGCAGAAAUGAAAGAGAAUGAGGAAGAAUGGGAAAAGAUUGAGCAAGAGAGAAGAUCCUUAGAAAGAACAGUCAGAGAGAUGGUUACCCAAAGAAAGAAAGACCUUGAGGAUGAAUGGGACAAUAUUGACAGUGAGAGGAAGGGCAUGGAAGCAAGACUUGAGAGGCAGAGACAAAGACUGGCAAAGAUGGAGAAGGAGCACUGGGACGAACUGGAAAAGGAGGAGGAGCGAAUUCUGGACAAGUUGAACGCUGAAAAACGAAAGAUAGAAAGACAGAAAAAAUGGCUCGACACAGAGAGAAAGGAAUUAGAUUCCAGAAUAGAAAUGGAGAAAAGAGACAUGGAAAUUCAAAAGGAAAAGCUGGAGGCAACAGAGAAGAGACUGUUGUACAAACAUGCACUGAGACAACAGAGAGGUGCCAUGAGAGAAAUGGAGGCGGAGGAGGAGUGGACGGACAUUCAGAGACAAAUUGAAUCUGAGAAACAAGAAUGGCUCAAUAAUGAUGCAAAAACAUCAAUGGAACCAGUCAGUGACAUUGUUAGUUGUUCUAUGGAUGCAGAUGAGACAUUCCCAAGGAAACCAAAGGCUGGGAAGGGGGCAGAAUAUGAAAAGCAAAAACAUGCUGUUGAACUCUCCCCCUCGGACAGUGAUGAUGAUCCUUGUGAUGGUGAUUGGGAGGCUACUCCAGAGCUCAGAAAGCCCAUGUGCAACAUUGCUCUGAAACAAAUAGUCAAAAUACAUCUGGAAGAGGGUCCAGUUAUGACAGACAGUCCAGUUAAAAAUGAGGGGACUGAUCAAGACAAAACACAGCCAAGGUCAAAUGUUGAGAUCACUGAUUCACGUGAGAGAUCUGAUGACAAUGGCAAUGGCAUGCAAAAUAUGGCAUCAGCUGAAACCAAGUCAGUUGGAAACUGCAUUCAAGCCUCAAGUCCAAGUGUUGACAACAAUUCUGCACUGAAAAGCAUAGAACCCCGAACACAAGUCCAGCAGAUUGUUACUGACAAUUCUCCAGUUGAUACUGAUGUGAAUAAGUCUAAAUCUGCCCUUGUGGUGGAGACCUCGGAAAAGGAAAUUAUACCACUGAAGAGUGAGGGAAUAGACAAGGACAAUGCAAUCAAACAUCUGGAAAGUGUCCCAGCAAAGAAAGAAAAUGAUGUCUCUGACCAGGAUCAUCCUCUUUUGCAACAGAAAGCCAGUGGAAGUAAUUCACAGUCGAGCACUAUCAUUCCAAAGACUUUACAAAAGGACACUGUGUGCACACUAUCCCCAAACACCAUGGAUGAGAAACCUGCAGCAAACCCAUUACCACCCAUGACAGCAGCCAAGAGUGAGUUGAAUCGAAACUGCGCUCAAGAUAAUACUGCUGGUCAAAAGGAAAAUAGUAGCUUGGAAGAAAGCUUGGCACCCCAGAUACAGGUUCAGGGGACUCCACAGCCCCUGAUAGAUGACAAUGCGUCCGGGCCAUCUCCAGGAGAAAUGGAUGGAAAGCCUCCAGCAAACCCACCAGCACCCAUGACACCACAGCCUCAAGGGUCUGUGACUGAAAUGGAUCGGAAUGACUCUAAACCCAGCCCUCUGGUGGACAGAAAAGAAAAUAUACCAGAAAACGGUGAGGGAAUGGACAAGGACAUUGAUAUUGAACAUGUCGAAAGUAUCGCUGCAAGGAAAGGGCAAGUGCUCACCACUGAUGGUGAAAUGAAGGGAGAUGCAGUGGAAGAUGAGUAUUCUCCUUUCGAGAGCAAUGAGAACGACUCACAUUUGGUAGAGGCUAAAAUAAUCCCCUGUGGCACAGCUGUGGAAGAAAGCUUGGCACAGCAGAUACAAGUUCAGGGGACUCCACAGCCCCUGAUAGAUGACAAUGCGUCCGGGCCAUCUCCAGGAGAAAUGGAUGGAAAGCCUCAGCAAAACCCACCAGCACCCAUGACAGCACAGCCUCAAGGGUCUGUUACUGAAAUGGAUCGGAAUGACUCUAAACCCAGCCCUCUGGUGGACAGAAUAGGAAAUAUACCAGAAAACGGUGAGGUAAUGGACAAGGACAUUGAUAUUGAACAUGUCGAAAGUGUUGCUGCAAGGGAAGGGGAAGUGCUCACCACUGACGGUGAAAUGAUGGGAGAUGCAGUGGAAGAUGAUGAGUAUUCUCCUUGGGAGGGCAAUGCGAAUGACUCCCAUAUGGAAGAGGCUAAAAUAAUCCCCAGUGGCAGUAAUUCGCUGUCGAGCACAAACAUUCCAAAGACCCUAAAAAAGAACACUGUGUGCACACCAUCCCCAAACACAAUGGAUGAAAAACCUGCAGAAAACCCAUUACCACCAAUGGCAUCAGCCAAGAGUGAGUCGAAUGGAAACUGCAUUCAAGAUAAUACUGCUGGUCAAAAGGAAAAUAGUAGCUUGGAAGAAAGCUUGGCACUCCAGAUACAGGGUCAGGGGACUCCACAGCCCCUGAUAGAUGACAAUGCGUCCGGGCCAUCUCCAGGAGAAAUGGUUGGAAAGCCUCAGCAAAACCCACCAGCACCCAUGACAGCACAGCCUCAAGGGUUUGUUACUGAAAUGGAUCAGAGUGACUCUAAACCCAGCCCUCUGGUGGACAGAAAACAAGUGGUGGACAAGGACAUUGAUAUUGAACAUGUCGAAAGUGUCACUGCAAGGAAAGGGCAAGUGCUCACCAAUGGCGGUGAAAUGAAGGGAGAUGCAGUGGAAGAUGAGUAUUCUCCUUUCGAGAGCAAUGAGAACGACUCCCAUUUGGUAGAGGCUAAAAAAAUCCCCUGUGGCACAGCUGUGGAAGAAAGCUUGGCACUCCAGAUACAGGUUCAGGGGACUCCACAGCCCUUUAUAAAUGACAAUGCGUCUGGGCCAUCUCCAGGAGAAAUGGUUGGAAAGCCUCCAGCCCCACCAGCACCCAUGACAGCACAGCCUGAAGGGUCUGUUACUGAGAGGGAUCAGAGAGAAAUGGUUGGAAAGCCUCAGCAAAACCCACCAGCACCCAUGACAGCACAGCCUCAAGGGUCUGUUACUGAGAGGGAUCAGAGUGACUCUAAACCCAGCCCUCUGGUGGACAGAAUAGGAAAUACACCAGAAAAAGGCGAGGGAAUAGACAAGAACAUUGAUAUUGAACAUGUUGAAAGUGUUGCUGCAAGGAAAGGGCAAGUGCUCACCACUGACGGUGAAAUGAAGGGAGAUGCAGUGAAAGAUGAUGAGUAUUCUCCUUUCGAGAGCAAUGAGAACCACUCCCAUUUGGUAGAGGCUAAAAUAAUCCCCUAUGGCACAGCUGUGGAAGAACGCUUGGCACAGCAGAUACAAGUUCAGGGAACUCCACAGCCCUUUAUAAAUGACAAUGCGUCCGGGCCAUCUCCAGGAGAAAUGGUUGGAAAGCCUCCAGCCCCACCAGCACCCAUGACAGCACAGCCUCAAGGGUUUGUUACUGAAAUGGACCAGAGUGACUCUAAACCCAGCCCUCUGGUGGACAGAAAACAAGUGGUGGACAAGGACAUUGAUAUGGAACAUGUCGAAAGUGUCACCGCAAGGAAAGGGCAAGUGCUCACCACUGACGGUGAAAUGAAGGGAGAUGCAGUGGAAGAUGAGUAUUCUCCUUUCGAGAGCAAUGAGAAUGACUCCCAUUUGGUAGAGGCUAAAAUAAUCCCCUGUGGCACAGCUGUGGAAGAAAGCUUGGCACUCCAGAUACAGGUUCAGGGGACUCCACAGGCCCGGAAAAAUGGCAUUGCGUCCGGGCCAUUUCCAGGAGAAAUGGAUGGAAAGCCUCCAGCCCCACCAGCACCCAUGACAGCACAGCCUCAAGGGUCUGUUACUGAGAGGGAUCAGAGUGAGUCUAAACCCAGCCCUCUGGUGGACAGAAUAGAAAAUAUACCAGAAAACGGCGAGGAGAAAUGGUUGGAAAGCCUCCAGCCCCACCAGCACCCAUAA